Molecule: messenger RNA, 1665 nt
Organism: Cyphomyrmex costatus
Lineage: Eukaryota; Metazoa; Arthropoda; Insecta; Hymenoptera; Formicidae
Product: forkhead domain 96Cb
Exons: 7
Coding region: 9-1598 (529 amino acids)
Biological process (GO): anatomical structure morphogenesis; regulation of transcription by RNA polymerase II; cell differentiation
Molecular function (GO): RNA polymerase II cis-regulatory region sequence-specific DNA binding; DNA-binding transcription factor activity, RNA polymerase II-specific
Source: RefSeq, a predicted model, not a curated record
ACGCCUUUAUGAAUUACGUGGACAGGUCCAGGAUGGUCUCACACAUCAUCCCUGUUUCUGGGGAGCUGCAGCAGGGAAAUGGCAAUCUGGGCUCCGCAGGACUCAGCAGUAUGCAGGACUCUCCUCAUUCUCUGAAGAUUAAACAGGAGCCAUUUCAGCUGUCUCCGCCGUCACCACUGCCGCCUCUUCAUCAAGUGAGCGGUUUUGUGUCCGACCUGCAGAGCGGCUGUAUCGGCGGCAACGCGAAGGACCUCGAUUCCUCGUCGGUUCCUGGUAGCCUAGGCCGAGGUUUAACGUCGCAUCAUGUCUCCCUGAGCCACCAUCACCACCACCACCACCAACAUCAUCAUCCCCAUCACAGUUUGCACAGCCCCAGUUCCGUGGUCCCCAUGCACACCACCACCACUACCGCCACCGCUGGCUCGACGCACCAUCACCUGGACGACAAGGGCUCGUCACCCGUGGGCGCCCUUCAUAGUACGACCAAUAGCAAUCCCUCCACACCAUCCGCACCCUCCACGCCCACCACAGCCACUACCGAUAAUACUGUGGCCAACGUUGCGACCGGCACGACUAACAGCACCAACGGUGGUUCCUCGGCUGCGAACAGCAAACCACCCUUCAGCUACGUUGCCCUGAUCGCCAUGGCGAUACAGCAUAGCGAGCAUAAGAGGGCGACCCUCAGCGAGAUCUACACCUAUAUCACCGCCAAGUUCCCGUACUUUGAGAAAAACAAAAAAGGAUGGCAGAAUUCGAUCAGGCACAACUUGUCGUUAAAUGAAUGCUUUGUCAAGGUGCCCCGAGAGGGUGGCGGCGAGAGGAAGGGCAAUUUUUGGACGCUCGAUCCUCAGUACGAAGAUAUGUUUGAAAAUGGCAAUUACCGAAGACGAAGACGAAUGAAGCGUCCCUAUAGAAAUAAUCCGUAUCCCAAACCACUCUUCGGCGAUCCGUUCUCUACGACCCACAUGCUAGGCUCUAGGAACAUUUUCGGUCACUCACCCCCUUCAUACGCCCCCACUGCUUAUUCGCGAUACGAUACAAGUGCAUGGAGUCUCCAACAGCCACAACUCUCAUAUAGCCAUUGCCAAUCGCUACAGCCGCAAUUGCAGCCGAUGCAGUCAAUGCAAAUUCCGACUAUGAACGGCUACAGCCAACUGGGUACCUCGUUAAGUGAGUCACUAUUCUCGCACUUUGUACCUUCUUUUGUCGAGCGGGGUAAUGCUGAACGACCAGACAAAGCGUUUCAAGGCAAUUACCUGGAUGUUCCAGGUGGAACGACCGGAUCGCCCGGUUCCAUGGGCGGCGGCUCCUUCGGUAGCAGUUUCGCCGCGUGCGGCAGGAGGCACGAUUCCGCGAUGCCCGCAGAUGCAAUGUCUGGGAGAUGUUAUUGGCCCGAUAUGGUAAACGUGAAGGAGGAGCCCGGGACCAAUACCGUGUCGACCAGCGGCGUCGGCGUCGGCGUCGGCGUCGGCGUUGGCGUUGGCGUUGGCGGCGUCGGCGUCCCGUCCGGCAUGAUGGCCACCGCGGCGUCGUCAGGCGUCUCAACGACGGGAUUUUCGCCGAUGGAGUUCCAGACGCGUUCCAAGUGCUUUAUGUGAACACGAGAGGAACCACCGUUAAAUAGUAGCGCGUGCUACGUGACGAACCGACGUCGCGAGGAACGAG